AUGGAUUCAGAGGGCGAGAUUGUUUGUGUCACAGGAGCUGGCGGUUUCAUCGGGUCGUGGCUUGUCAUGAGACUCUUGGAGCGCGGCUAUACGGUUCGAGCAACCGUGCGCGACCCAGCUAACAUGAAGAAGGUGAAGCCUUUAUUGGAAUUGCCAGGUGCAAAGACGCAUCUGUCUCUGUGGAAAGCUGACCUUGCUCAAGAGGGAAGCUUUGAUGAAGCCAUUAAAGGAUGCACCGGAGUUUUCCAUCUGGCCACUCCCAUGGAUUUUGAGUCCAAGGACCCUGAGAAUGAGGUAAUAAAGCCUGCGAUAAAUGGAAUGCUAGACCUCAUGAAAGCAUGUUUGAAGGCGAAAACCGUACGAAGAGUGGUAUUCACAUCGUCUGCUGGAACUGUUUCCGUUACAGAGCACCAGAAGCCUGUCUUCGAUGAGAAUUGCUGGAGUGAUGUUGAGUUCGGUCUGAGAGUAAAGAUGACAGGCUGGAUGUAUUUCGUUUCUAAGACACUGGCGGAGAAAGAAGCAUGGAAAUUUGCCAAAGAGAACAACAUGGACUUCAUCUCAAUCAUUCCAACGCUUGUGGUUGGCCCCUUUCUUACAUCAAUAAUGCCACCUAGCCUAAUCACCGCUCUUUCCCCCAUCACCGGUAACGAGGCCCAUUAUUCGAUCAUGAAGCAGGGCCACUUCGUUCAUAUAGAUGACCUUUGUCUUGCCCACAUAUUCCUGUUCGAGCAUCCAAAAGCGGGAGGGAGGUACAUAUGCUCCGCCUAUGAUGCCAAUAUACACGACAUAGCAAAAUUGCUCAAGGAAAAAUACCCAGAUUACAAUGUCCCCACAAAGUUCGAAAAUAUUCCGGAUCAAUUGGAGGUUGUUCGCUUUUCUUCCAAAAAGAUCACAGACAUGGGGUUUCAGUUUAAAUACAGCUUAGAGAAUAUGUUCACAGGAGCCGUUGACGCAUGCAGAGAAAAAGGGCUUAUUCCUAUCCAAAAUGGCUAA
Molecule: messenger RNA, 993 nt
Organism: Gastrolobium bilobum
Lineage: Eukaryota; Viridiplantae; Streptophyta; Magnoliopsida; Fabales; Fabaceae
Product: dihydroflavonol 4-reductase-like
Exons: 6
Coding region: 1-993 (330 amino acids)
Biological process (GO): anthocyanin-containing compound biosynthetic process
Molecular function (GO): dihydroflavanol 4-reductase activity
Source: RefSeq, a predicted model, not a curated record